This is a messenger RNA of Aspergillus steynii IBT 23096, 1589 nucleotides long. RefSeq names its product putative oxalate decarboxylase. Lineage: Eukaryota; Fungi; Ascomycota; Eurotiomycetes; Eurotiales; Aspergillaceae. Gene Ontology annotation, biological process: oxalate metabolic process. The transcript is spliced from 8 exons. Bases 89 to 1495 code for a protein of 468 amino acids. The record is from RefSeq and is a predicted model, not a curated record.
GACUGAGCUCCUUGCAUUCUUCGUGGCUUCAUUCAGCAUUGGCCUACACAUACACAGACAGACAGAUAGCUUCACACUUCAAUUCAAAAUGAAGCCCAUCUUCCUCUCCCUCCUCCCCUUCCUUCCUACCCUGCACGCCGCCCCAACCCAGAACCAAAACCUCGCCCGAGCAGACGCAGACCCCCCUCUGCGCGGCUCCCCCGAUCUCCUCGGCUACUCGUCCGACAACAAACUGACCGAGCACACCACCGAAGGCGUCAAGUACAAGCUCGUCCCCGGCCAGAAGGAAGACCCUCUGAUCGGUAGCUACCUUGACUUCGAGGAUGUCGAGAACCCGCAGCCCAUCCGCGGCGACAUGGGCGGGACGGACUCCACGCAGCGACAAGUCGAUUAUGACCGCUCGCACAGCGAUAAAUUCGCGCCGCCCGGAACCGACAAGGGGCAGACGAUCAACGCGCAGUGGCCCAUGGGCCUGAGCCGGAACCGUCUGGGCAAGGACGGCGCCGGAUGGGCCCGUCAGGAGAAUACGCAGGUGAUGCCCGACGCCACGAAGAUGGCCGGCGUGGAUAUGCGGCUGGCGGCGGGCGCGUAUCGUGAGCUGCAUUGGCACGUUGCCAGCGAGUGGUCGCUGGUGCUGAACGGGUCGUGUCGGAUUCAGGCUGUCAAUGAGGACGGACAGACUUUCGUCGACGAUGUCACCGAGGGUGAUGUUUGGUUUUUCCCGCCUGGUGUUCCUCACUCUAUUCAGGCCCUCGACGCAGGUGUCGAGUUCCUGCUCGUCUUCGACGACGGUUCGUUCUCGGAAGAUAACACCUUCCUGGCCUCUGAAGUCUUCAUGCGGAACCCUAAAUCCGUCCUCUCCAAAAACUUCGACCUCCCAAUCUCCUCCUUCAACGACAUCCCCGAAGACGAGCUGUACAUCUUCCCCGGCACGCGCGCCCCCGACAACAUCGAAGAACAAAACGUCACCACCGCCGCAGGCAUCCUGCCGCGCGAGCAAAGCUACUCGUACCAUUUCUCCGAACAGCCGGCGCACGAAGUAUCCGGCGGGUCCGUCAAGAUCGUCGACCCGCAGACGUUCCCGAUUGCCGAGAACUUCGCGGCGGCGCUCGUGACGGUGCAGCCGGGCGGACUGCGCGAGAUCCACUGGCACCCGAGCAGCGACGAGUGGACGUUUUUCAUCCGGGGCAAGGGUCGCGCGACGCUGUUCGAUGCGCCGUCCGUCGCGACGACGUUUGACUACGAGGCCGGCGAUGUGGCGUACUUCCCGCAGUCGAAUAGUCAUUAUAUUGAGAAUACGGGGGAUGAGGAGUUGGUGGUCUUGGAGGUGUUGCAGGCGGAUAAGUUUACUGAUAUCUCGCUGGGUCAGUGGAUUGGGUCUACGCCGAAGCAGAUCGUUGCCGAUACGCUGAAGUUGCCUGAGAGUGCGCUGAGCAAGUUGAAGACGGAGAAGCAGUUUGUGGUUGCGGGUGGCAACGACACGGAGAGUGAGUGAGCUGUUUUGGGUAGCAGGUUUAAUUGAAGGGGCUGGAUUGAAGGGGUGGAGAGUAUACAUCUAUCUAUAAUUUGGUUGAGCUGGGGACGCAUAG